AUGACCACGACGACCUACCCUGAAGGCAACACGACCACGACGACCUCUCCUGAAGGCCGACACAACACGACCUCUCCUGAAGGCAAUACGACCUUCCCUGAAGGCAACACGACAACGACGACCUCUCCUGAAACGACCACGACCUCUCCUGAAGGCAACAUAUCCAACCUCUCUGAAGGAAAUGUGACCUCUCCUGAAGGCAACACGACCACGACGGCCUCUCCUGAAACAAAUAUGACCACGACGACCUCUCCUGAAGGCAACAUGACGACGACCUCUCCUGAAGGUAACACGACCACGACGACCUCUCCUGAAGGCAAUACGACCUCUCCUGAAGGUAACAUGACCACGACGACCUCUCCUGAAGGCAAUACGACCUCUCCUGAAGGUAACAUGACCACGACGACCUCUCCUGAAGGUAACAUGACUACGACAACCUCUCCUGAAGGCAAAACGACCUCUCCUGAAGGUAACAUGACUACGACAACCUCUCCUGAAGGCAAUACGACCUCUCCUGAAGGCAACAUGACUACGACAACCUCUCCUGAAGGCAACACGACCUCUCCUGAAGGCAACACGACGACGACCUCUCCUGAAGGUAACAUGACCACGACGACCUCUCCUGAAGGACGACUGAAAGGACGACCACCUCUCUACGACUUCCUGAAGGUAAAUGACUACGCUACACGACCUCUCCUGAAGGGACCACGACGACCUCUCUGA
Penaeus vannamei (Pacific white shrimp) is the source of this 723-nucleotide messenger RNA. NCBI's taxonomy places the organism in Eukaryota, Metazoa, Arthropoda, Malacostraca, Decapoda, Penaeidae. The record is from RefSeq and is a predicted model, not a curated record.